GGGCCCCGCCACCUAACCGCGGCCCCGCCACCUACCUGUGCGGCCCCGGCGCCUACCUGCUGGCCCCGCCACCCACCGCGGCCCCGCCACCUACCUGUCCGGCCCCGGCGCCUACCUACGGCCCCGCCACCUACCUGCGGCCCCGCCACCUACCUACGGCCCCGCCACCUACCUGCGGCCCCGCCACCUACCUGCGGCCCCGCCACCUACCAGUGGCCCCGCCACCUAUCUGCAGCCCCGCCACCUACCUCAGCGGACCCCGCCGCCUCCUCUCAGCGGCCCCACCGAGCCGCCCAGCAGCCAAGCCGCCCAACAGCCGAGCCGCCCAGCAGCCGAGCCGCCCCAGCAGCCGAGCCGCCCAGGAGCCGAGCCGCCCAGCAGCCGAGCCGCCUAGCCGCCGAGCCGCCCAGAAGCCGAGCCGCCCAGCAGCCGAGCCGCCCAGCCGCCGGGCCACCCAGCAGCCGAGCAACCGAGCCGCCGAGCCGCCCAGCAGUCGAGCCACCGAGCCACCCAGCAGCCGAGCCGCCGAGCCGCCCAGCUGCCGAGCCGCCGAGUCGCCCUGCAGCCGAACCGCUCGAGCUGCCCCUGUCCGUGUCCUCGCUUUUGACGCUGAGGGUCGGGCCAUUGACUUUGACGUCUGGAUAGAUGACCUGCAGCUUUUCUUACAGUGCAAUAGGGCAGACGGUCUCUCUCUCUUUGACCUCACCUCUUGUGCCUCUCCUGCCCCUGCUGCUGAUGUUGACGCCACUGUUCGCUCACAGUGGGCCACGCGCGAUGCUGCUGCACGUCUUGCUGUGCGUCGCCACCUGCCUACCUCUGAGCUCGGUCGGUGCGGCGUUUUACCCCUAGCGGGAGACGCCGCCCUGGCAAGGGCAAGGGGGGCAGGGGCGCUGGAGGAGCUAGCGGGGGCGGUGGAGACGGCGGUGGAGGCGGCGGAGGGGGUGGGGGUGGCAGUGGGGGUGGUGGCGGGGGUGGCGGUGUCGGUGGCGGCAGUGGAGGCGGAGGCGGCGGCGGUGGCGGUGGGGGCGGAGGUGGCGGGGGUGGCGGCGAGGGAGGAGGCGGUGGCGGAGGAGGUGGAGCUGGUCGCGGGUGGCGCUGCGGAGAGGGUCGGCUCAGGUGGUGGUCAGCGCCAGCAGCAGCAGCAGCGCACUCGUGACAUCCCCCCCCCUCAGCAGCUCUGGCGGGGAGUAGCUAUAUUUGAUCUUGACUUUGAUGCUAUUCUUGCUGCCAUGUAUGCUGUGACUAUUAGUGAUGAGGGUGACUGUUACCGGUGUUUCCCGCCCAACCCGGGCAUUGAGACUGCUGCUCUAGGUACUGGUGAGGCUGCUGCUCUAGAUGCUAGCGAGGCUGCUGCUCUAGGUGCUAGUGCGUCUGCUUCCUCAGGUGCUGGUGAGCUCUGCGCUCUCAGUCCCUCCCUCCCCUUCCUCUGGGGCCUGGCCCUACCUGCGUCCCCUGUGUCGAGGGGCGGCAGCGGGCUGCCCCUCACACCUCCCAGUUUCCUCCGACAGAGGCCCCACUGCAGACGCUUCACAUGGACGUGUGGGGCCCGGCCCGCGUCCGUGGUGAGGGUCACGAGCGCUACUUCCUGUUGGUGGUUGACGGACUACUCGCGUUACACCACAGUCUUCCCCUUGCGCAGCAAGGGUGAUGUUACUGAGGUGUUGAUCGACUGGAUCCGCGCAGCUCGUCUCCAGCUCAGUCAGAGCUUCGGCUCGGACUUUCCUGUUCUGCGUCUGCACUCUGACAGAGGCGCAGAGUUCUCCUCUGGCCUUCUGCGAGCCUACUGUCGUGCACGAGGCAUCCGCCAGACCUUCACGCUUCCGAACUCUCCACAGCAAAAUGGGAUUGCUGAGCGCCGCAUUGGCAUGAUCAUGGACGUCGCCCGUACGUCCAUGAUGCAUGCGGCUGCCCCCCAUUUUCUGUGGCCGUUUGCGGUUCGGUACGCGGCGCAUUUGCUCAACCUUCACCCCAGGGUCUCCAGGCCGGAGACCUCCCCAGCCUUGCUGUGGACAGGGAAGGUUGGCGAUGCGUCUGCGUUCCGGGUCUGGGGAUCUCGGGCGUUUGUCCGCGACAUGUCUGCGGACAAGCUGUCCCCUAGUGCUGCGCCAUGCGUCUUCCUGGGUUUCCCCCCUGACGCGCCAGGGUGGCAGUUCUACCACCCCACCUCUCGCCGUGUUCUGUCCUCCCAGGACGUCACGUUUGACGAGUCGGUCCCCUACUACCGCCUCUUCCUCUACCACACUCCGUCCCUCCCCCCGCCGCCGCUCUUCCUUGUACCAGGUCCCCCUCUUGUAGACCCCCUCCCCCCUCAGGGUCCGUCCCCUUCAGGUGUGUCCCAGGUAGACGCAGUCGAGCCUGUCGAGGUCACUGGUGACUCUGGUGCUGCUGAGGGUGCUGAGCCUGGGGGUGCUGAGACUGGGGGUGCUGAGACUAGGGGUGCUGAGACUGGGGGUGCUGGGCCUGGGGGUGCUGAGCCUGGGGGUGCUUCGCCUGGGGGUGCUGAGCCUGGGGGUACUACGUUUGGGGGUGCUGAGCCUGGGGGUGCUACGACUGGAGGUGCUGAGCCUGAGGGAGCUGGGCCUACUUGUGAGGCGUCCGGCGGUGCUGGGCCUGGAGGUUCUGCUGCUGAGGAUGUUGGUGCCGCCGGUCCCGGAGGUGCUCGUACGGGAGGUACUGGAACUGCUGGGCCGGCGGGUGCGUCUGGAGCUGGAGUUGCUGAGGGUGCUGGCGCUAAGGCUACUGCUGUUGGUCCUAACGGCAGUGCUGCUGGAGUUACAGGAGCUGGAGGUGCUGCUGGCGCUUGUGCUGCCGUUGGGGGUGCUAGUGCUGUCCCUGCUGUGUCUGGAGUCGCCGCGCAGCCUCGGCCGUACUUCGUUCCGCUCCUGCAGCAGGUUCUUGGUCUCCCACCUUCUACUGGUCUUCCUCCUCCCUUAGAGUGUCCACAGCCUGUCCCGUCACAGUUACAGUUACAGCCCGCCUCCCCACUACCUGCUCCUUCUCCCUACACUAGUCCUAGUGGAGGUCUUGCUGAGCGUCGUGAGCCUGCGUCUCGCCCUGCGUCGCCUGUUUGUCCUACUCGCGCUAGUGGUCGUAGUUCGCGUGAGCGUCCUCCUCCUGUCCCCGGCACGCACCGGAUGUCUCUGCAUCCAUCCACUGCUCCUCUGUGUUCCCCGUUGCCUUUUCCUCCUGAGUCCUCUCUUCCUACUCUUGCCGACCCUGAGUCGGACUCUCUUCGUGCUGCCAGUCCUACUGUCACGCGUCUCUUUGCUACUGUCGUCACUGACCCUUCUUUUGAGUCCACUACUGCGUAUGCCCUAGUUGCUGAGCUCGUCGACUUUGCUGCUCGCUGUCGUCUAGACUACGCUGAGUCUGAGUCUGUUUGUCCUCCAUCCGUCGGGGGUGAGUGUGCCCUUGGCACGGACGUCCUUGAGGAGAGGCAAGAGGAGUUCCAGUGUCUGGCUGCUGCUUCACCUCAUCUCGUGUCCGUACUGCUUACCCCUGAGGGAGACCCGGAUGCACUUGACAUCCCGACUCCGCGCUCUUACGCGGAGGCGAUAGAGGGUCCCGACUCCUCUUAG
Closterium sp. NIES-65 is the source of this 3578-nucleotide messenger RNA. The record is from the annotation of a GenBank genome assembly. Lineage: Eukaryota; Viridiplantae; Streptophyta; Zygnematophyceae; Desmidiales; Closteriaceae.